AUGGAGAAUUCGCGGAGAGGUUUAGCGGAGCUGCUGGCGCCGUCCCCGAUACAAUCCGCUCCGCUUCUAGAGAUUAUCACGUUGGAGGAAUUCGAUUGUGGAGUAAAGGAUCGACACGGGCCAGAGGCGGUGUCCGCGCAACACUCGGCGGAAAUUCAGGCGGAUUUCCAGGCCGCCGUGGAUUUUAUACUGCGAGGGGACGUUGAUGGGGGGACUGACGGGAAGGGAGCUCGUUCGACGGCGGAAGAAGCGGCAGGGCGGUUGGAGGAGGAAGCGGGGCUCGUUAUAAGACAAGGAAGAGACGCGUUGGAUGAGAGCGGGGAUGUCGUGAUGUCGGAUCGAAACACUGAAGAGACGUAUACCGAGGAUACGCUUCUCAUGCCGCCCUCCAGUGAGAGAUGGACACGUGGAGGGUGUCUCGGCCUUAAUCGUAUCAGCGAUUUUCUGGAUCUGCAGAUGGCAAAGAUCAGCAAAUCUAGAGCUCAUAGACGACAAGAUUUGGGCGGCACAAGUAACAGGAGUAGCCGAGUCGGCAAUACCAUAACUAAUCCCGCCGCGGAAGGCCUAAUAGGCAGAUUAGGACCGCCUAUAGUCUACAUGCUACGUAGCUCUUUCUCUGGGGAGAUUAAAGUGGAGGGGGGCGGGCCAUGGGGGCCGGCGGAAAGGGCGGGGGGGAGGGCGGAGGGGGAGGCGGAGGGUGGGGGUGUGGGGAGCAGCCGCGGGCGGGGUAUUGCAGAUGCUGCUGUGGCGCUGCGGAGCAUAUGGGCGGAGGAGGACAUGGAGGGGGUUGAAAUCGAGGGGAUCGAGUGGGCAGGCGCAGGGGGGGGCGCAGGGGGGGAAGCGGGCGGAGGGGGAGGUGGAGGCGGGGGGGUAGGAUGGGAAGGGUUGUUGCUAGAGUCCCUGGGCAGAGCGGGAGCAGCAGCAGCAGGAGGAGGAUCAGGAAGGGGAGCAGCAGGGGGCCGGUCAAGAGGCAGAGGCAGGGCACGAGAGGACCUAGGAGGCGGCCUGAUUCUGGAAUCCCUCAGCAGUUUCAGCAGCGCGCGCGCCAAUGUGUGCGUCUACUCGGGCAGGUGGCAGUACGAGGCAACUCUAGGCUCCUCCGGCAUUCAGCAGAUUGGCUGGGCGACAUUGGCAUGUCCGUUCACGGCAGAGGAGGGCGUGGGGACGCGCCCGACUCGUAUGCUUUUGAUGGGAAGAGAGUGCGGAAGUGGAGUGGGUGGUCCGCGCAGUAUGGGCAGCCGUGGGCGGCUCAUGAUCCUGCCACCGAGCCUGCCGUUUCAAACCUGUCCGCUAGGCCCCGAUGAUGAGGUUCUCCUGGCGAAGCUGCUUUGCGAGAGGCUCGGGCCGUUGCUGUUGGCAGGGGGGGCGCGAAUGGAGGUGCAGAGGCAGAUGGGGAGGAGGGCGGGGGAUGGCAAGGUAGGGGGAGGAGUGGGAGAGGGUGUGGGGUCAGUGCGAGGGGGGUACGCUGUAUGGACCUCCCUGCUUCCUCUACUCUUCCAACUGGCGCCCAGAGAGGGGCUAGUCACAGGCUCGGCGGCGGUCACAGUGCCGAACCUAGCCGGUGCAGGAAAAGAAGCAGUUUCCGGCUCGGGAAAACCUCCAGAGGUUUGGCAAGAGGGGCGGGAUCCGUACCCGUACCUAUCCCUCGCCUCCCACCUAGCUAAGCGGAACGAGUUACUUAGCGCAUGGUGGGCGGCAGACGGAUUCUCCUCCAAUCUAGAGGCAUUUCUGACACGCAGAGUAGCCACGAGGGUGGAUCUGCAGAGGCUGUUUCCCUCGCUGUGGUGGGCUGGCUGUAAGGAGGACGACUGCAGUGAAGCAGCCUUGGAAGAAAGCAAGAAGGCGCUUGUGAAGGCAAUGUCUGGGGGCUGGUGGGACGUGGAUCCGGGAAAUUCCAGAAGACAAAGAGAGCUGGGGCGAGGGUCACAGGGCGUAGGAGGGUCAGGAGGUGUGGGCGGGUUAGGAGCAGGGGUUGAGAGGGGUGAAAGAGGAGAGGGGCUGGGCGAAGCAAGGGGGGAAGGGAGUGGACGGGAGGGCGAAGCAGAGGGAAUGGAUGUGGACUUGCAUGUAGGGGAGACAGAGAGGGAGCAUACACGUGGGGGGGAGGCGGAGAGAAGGGCUUGGGCAGAGGAGGAAGAAGAAGAAGAACGAGAGGAGGGCGAAGGAGAAGAGGAGGAGGACGAGAGCGAGGAGGUAUCAAUGCUGCCAUGGGCGAGAGCUCCCUCAGGUGCCACAAGGAGCAAGUGGAGGGAGAGGCAAGAGGUAAGCAGUGCCUUGGGAAGCAGCAGCAGCAGCAGCAGCGCAGACACUGCUGACACCAAUGCCGCCAUCCCUGCAGGUGGUUACCUGCAGCGUCAUGGGCGGUGGAAGUUUCCUGUGGCCUUCUUCUUACACCCAGACCUGCACUACUUUGACUUGCCACGACUGGGCGGGCUCUUCAGCCACGUGGCCAAGACCUUCCCCCUCUCCGCUCUCCAGGACUUUGCCAGCGUGGCAUGGAGUGAUGAUGACGUGGAUGAUGAUCAUUGGGCCGCGGGAGAGGAGGGGGAGGGGGAGGCGGGUGGGGGAACGGAGGAGAGGAGAAGGGAGGAGCGGGGGACGGGGGGAGGAGGUACAGGGGAAGGAGGGGGAGCAGGCGGGGGGAGGAGAGCAGAGGGGGUGCAAGAGAGGGAAAUGGGAGGAGGGAGGAGUGAGGGGGAUGGAGAACGUGAGGGGGAGGAGAGGGUUGAGGAGAAGGCGGAGAGGGGGAAGGGGGAGGAGGAUGAGAGGGAGGUGCUUCUGCUGGACAUGGCCGUGCUGCUGUCCCACCUCAGGGGCGCUGGUGCCUUCAAACAGGCGGCGCUGCAGCAGCAGGGCAUGGUGCAGGCGGUGGCACAGCUGGAAGAUGCGGACAGGCAGAUCGCCGCUGCCAUGGGGGGGCGCACGGAGGGAGCUGCUGCCAUGGGGGGGCGCACGGAGGGAGCUGGGACAGACGGAGAGGCAGGCACAGUGGCGGCGACAGGGUCAGGGUCCGUGGCGGGGGCGGGGGCGGGGACAGGGGCAGGGGCAGGGGCAAGGGCAGGGGGGGGGGGGGCGGGGGCGGGGGCGGCGGCAGGAGUAAGGAGAGUGGCAGGGGAAGAAGAGGGGGCUGUCGUGGGUGCUGCAGGCACUGGUGCAGCAGUAGGGGCGGAGGCACCCGCAGUGACAGCAACAGUGGGACUUGUUGGAGCACCGGGGGGAGGUACAGCUGCGGCUGAAGCCAGGGGAGGUACAUCCGGGGGAGGUACAUCCAGAGUGGGCGUGGGAGGGUCAGUGCGGGCGCAGCAGCUGAGGGAGGCGAGGCAGGUGUUCCGAGAGGACGUGGAUGAGAGUGUGAGGCUUGCAGUGUGGUGGAGAGUGGUGCUGGGCGGUGCUACGUGGAAGCAGAGGGCGCUGGUGGGGGUGAGCAGGAGGGUGGGCUCGCUGCUGCUGGCUGCCAGCAAGAGGGGCCACAUCUUUGCCUACGAGCCCGAGGUCUAUUUGGAAGCAAUGAGAUCUUUCCUGCUCACGCGGUUCAGCGAUGCAAGGAUCCCCAAUCCAGACACCAGAGACCAGCUCCUGCAGACGCUCUCCGUGCUGCUACAGCUGCCGCCCUUCUCCGUCGCACUAGAGACAAACAAGGCCGCCUGCACGUGCUUCAUGCCCAGCCUUCUCAACGCAUUUGACCAGCGCUUCUGGAUACCCGUCUCUCAGGUAUUUCCUCAGGUGUCUCUGCCUCUCAGGAGGGUUCUGUCUCCUAGCUUCCCCUCGCUCUCCCUCUCCUCCUCCUCCUCCACGCCCUCCCUCUUCGCGCCUCUCUUCCAGCACUCCCUCCACCAGUUGUACCUGCACCAUCCGAGCCUCUUCUCUCCUUUCUUCAACCGCCUUUUCAACACACUCAACUGGACUCUUACAGAAUUCCUAGUGGCGCUGAAAGAGGUGCAGGACUUGCAGCAGCAGGAGGAGCAGCGGUGGCGGCGGAACCGGCGGCAGCAGCAGCAGCAGCAGCAGCAGCAGCAGGCGUGGGAGCUGCAGCAGCGCAAGUGCAGCGUCAUGUUUGACCUUACUUGUAACCUCGCCAGGCUGUUGGAAGUUCUCUGUGAGGCUUCUCCGGAGGUGUUUCUCUCUUUGAAGGGGGGAGGGGGCCAGGAAAAAGGGGAGAAGGCUCUAGAAGGGGGUGAAGCAGGAGGAGCAGCAGCAGCUGCGGAGGAGGAGGAGAGGGAGGAGAAGGAGGAGGUGAAGGAGAGAUGCAAGGAGUUUCAGGAGGAGAAGAGGGGAGCAGGGCCAGGUGUCCUGCAGGACCACGUGUCCCCAUCCGACCAAUCGUCUCGCCCCAUGGUGCUCGCCCCCCUCGUAGGAAUCAUUGGCGGCCUCUUCUCGCACGCGCAGCGGGCCAAUGGGAGCGCGCCAGCUGGCAUGGUGCGGUCUGUGCUGCAGGCAGACCCCUCCCUGGACUGCCUGGCGGGGCUGGAGUACCUGCUGGGGUUGGACUGGGUGAGUGAGAAAGAGGGCAGUGCGGAGGGCGAGAGGGACUAA
Messenger RNA from Closterium sp. NIES-65, 4533 nucleotides. The record is from the annotation of a GenBank genome assembly. NCBI's taxonomy places the organism in Eukaryota, Viridiplantae, Streptophyta, Zygnematophyceae, Desmidiales, Closteriaceae.